ACACGGUGGUGGUGACGGCGGCUCCGUGUCGCCGGAGCCGGAGCGCGCAGGCCCGUCCUGGCGGUUGGGGGGCGGGGGGGGGGGGGCCGGCGAGGGCGCCAUGUGGUUCAUGUACGUGCUGAGCUGGCUGUCGCUCUUCAUCCAGGUGGCCUUCAUCACGCUGGCCGUCGCGGCGGGACUUUAUUACCUGGCAGAAUUGAUAGAAGAAUACACAGUGGCCACCAGCAGGAUCAUAAAAUACAUGAUCUGGUUCUCCACAGCUGUGCUGAUUGGCCUCUACGUUUUUGAGUGCUUCCCCACCUACAUGAUUGGCGUGGGCCUCUUCACCAACCUUGUCUACUUUGGCCUCCUCCAGACCUUCCCCUUCAUCAUGCUGACCUCGCCUAACUUCAUCCUGUCGUGCGGGCUAGUGGUGGUGAACCAUUACCUAGCGUUUCAGUUUUUUGCAGAGGAGUAUUAUCCUUUCUCAGAGGUCCUGGCCUAUUUCACUUUCUGUCUGUGGAUAAUCCCGUUUGCGUUCUUUGUGUCACUGUCGGCUGGGGAGAACGUCCUGCCCUCCACCGUGCAGCCCGGAGAUGACGUGGUCUCCAAUUACUUCACCAAAGGCAAGCGGGGCAAACGCUUAGGGAUCCUGGUUGUCUUCUCCUUCAUCAAAGAGGCCAUUCUACCCAGUCGGCAGAAGAUAUACUGACCUUCUGGGGAGGGGAUGCUGGGGCAAGAUCAGGAGAGUGAGGCCCCUGGGCCUCUGCACCAGGUGGGGUUGGGAGCUGGAAGGCACCUUCCCCCAGCCUUGGCCCUCUUUCCCUCAACUCCCCCAGAAACCCCAAUCCCCACCCUCCUCAGGAGGCUCAGCUUGGCCCAGAUCUGAUGCUGCCAGAGGCUGAGACCUCAAAGGGUACCAGGGAGGAUGCGGUGCCUGCUUAGCCAGGAGGCCGCAGUCCACCUGGGUGUGCAGAGAAGCUGAGCUCCUGUGGCCCUCCCACCCACUCCUGUGAUGGGUCAGGGGUUCUGGCUCAGCCAGAGCAGAAAGGGCAUGGGCCGUGAAGCUGCAGAGCAGACAGUGAUAAUUGCUGUGGGCAGAUGACCAUGGGGAGGGGCCAUGGCUUAGCACUUGCAAGAAGAAGUUUUUGCUGUUGAACUGUGAUUUCUGUCCAAGUGCUGAUUCAUGUUUGAAUAAAGAUUCUAGGUGGCGCUGUUUGCCUUAAUACCCUGAAAGUUCAUCCUGCUUUCUUCCUGCUGACCCUCCGCCUGGACUGGCUUUUCUGCACCAGGGGCUCCUUUUCUGCAUUUGGGUCUUGCCCUUCUGAAGGGACUGUUCCUGUGGCUCUUAGUGGGAAGGGGACAGAGAUAAGGAGCUGAAUCCGGUGGGGGGGUGGGGAUGGGGGGUGGAGGCAGCCUUUCUUAAUCCCCCUCUCUCUUCUUCCAUCUCUUUCCAAGGCUCCAUGACUGUCAUGCUAGGGGUAGAGAGGGGAUAGUGUGGGACUGGGUUAGAUUUUUCAGGAGAAUAUGUACAAUAUCCUAUUUAUAAGUCUUCCCCUAGGGAAGAGGAGUGGUUUCUGGCUGAAUUCUAUCUCAGGCUUGAGGAGAAACAGAAUAAAAAUGGGCUUCCAGGCAGCCUGGACUAUAGCCUGUUUUGUAAGCAACGGGGCUGGUGGGAGAAGCUGUCUGUCACUCUAAGAGCACGCAAGGGCUGGCCCUGUCUUCUCAGUGGUCUUGGCUCCUUGGGAGGUGAUCCGUCUUCUGAGAAGGCAGGCCUGGUCCUGGGCACAGGCCAGCGUUUGUUGACCUUGCAUUCCAGCUGCAGUGCCUUGCAGGUACUCAGCAGUACAUCUGGGAAUGAAGUCCCCACAAGAGCCAUUGCCGGCCAUGUCUUAUACCUCAGAGCAAAGCAGUCCGGUGCAGAGAUGGACCACACACACGCGGUACCUUUCAGCCACUGGGAAGACCUCUGUGCUUGAAAUUCUUAUCUCUACAUCCUGCCUCAGGUCCCACCAUAGCCCUUCAUUUCCUUGGGUUUAGCAUUCCUGUUCUCUUAAAAAUACCAGCCUUCCCUUUUCCUGGGGAGGAGCAGCACAUUUUGGCCUUCUGUCAGUGACACUGAGAUUGCCAGGCCCUCCUGUCCUAUGCAGACAAGGCAGGACAAGGCAGAGGACACUGGAGGCCAGUGUCCUGACUGCUGGCCAGCAGCUGGCCUUGUGCUCCCUUGCUAUCCAUUUGUUUGUUUCUCACCCCAGGGGUGCUUUGCCCUCCAUUCACUCCACUGCCGGUGUUCUGGGGGUUGCCAGUGGCCUUGUGUUCAGUCCAGUGGACCCUCUUCAUAUCUCCGCUUUCUGGACCUCUGCAGCAUCGGGCAGGGCUCAUCAUCCCCAGCUUCCCGAGCACUUCUGUGGCUGGUUCUGCCUCUCUGGCUGCUCCUUUUCAGGUCCUGUGCAGGCUCCUCCACUCUCCCCAUGCACAUGGGGUUUCUCAGGGUUCUGUCGUGGGUUCCCUGGAGGAGCCCAUUCACGCUGAUGGCUUCAAGGAGUUGAGAGCUGACCUCCAGUCCCAGCAUCCCUCUUGGUCCUCUGAACCACAGUCCUGCUGCCGUUGGGCACACAGACAACUCUCAUGGCCCAGAUAGCACUUGCUGCUGUCCUCUGCAAAUCUGCCUUUUGUGGGUACCUGCCUUGGCCCCAAGAUCACUCAGGAGCCCGACCAGAAACCUGCUUUCUCUUUCUGCCCCGCAUCCAGUCUCUAACAACUGUCAAGUUUACUUUCUUAACAUCUCUUGAUUUGAGCCACUCCCACUAUCAUCAGUUUUCACCUGGAUUAUUGUGACAGCCUCCUGCUUCUCUAUCCACAGCUAGAGUUGUCUUUCUAAUGCAUAGUUGAUUCAGGCACUCCCUGGCUUACAGCUUUCCAUGACUCCCCACUGUCCUCAGGAUAAAGUCCAGACCCCUUAGCAUAGCUUGUGAGAUGUGGUGUCCUGGUUCCUGCUCGCCUCUCUAGCCUCAUCACUUGCCACCUUGCACUCUGAUGUUCAGCCUCCAGUAUCCAGAGAUGCCACUUUGAUUCCCCUUUCUUCUACUCACUUGGGUACCUUCUCUGUCAGUUCUCAACUUAGAUUUCACUUCCUCCAAGGAACUUUGAAUGUCCCCUCUCCCUCCAGCAUACCACACAGAUCACUCUGGGCUUGCUUACCUGCGUGCUGGUUUGUCUCCCCACUAGACUGUAAGCUCCUUGAGGGCAGGGAUUGUCCUUCAAUUUUUGUAUCAACAGUGCCUGGCUUGGCACCUGGCACGUAGAAAGUACUCAAUAAAUGUUUGUUUAAUGAAUGA
This is a messenger RNA of Hippopotamus amphibius kiboko, 3317 nucleotides long. RefSeq names its product testis expressed 261 (gene TEX261). Gene Ontology annotation, cellular component: COPII-coated ER to Golgi transport vesicle; Golgi membrane; endoplasmic reticulum membrane. The coding region runs from base 101 to 691 and encodes 196 amino acids. The transcript is spliced from 6 exons. The record is from RefSeq and is a predicted model, not a curated record. Gene Ontology annotation, biological process: endoplasmic reticulum to Golgi vesicle-mediated transport. Gene Ontology annotation, molecular function: COPII receptor activity. NCBI's taxonomy places the organism in Eukaryota, Metazoa, Chordata, Mammalia, Artiodactyla, Hippopotamidae.